Molecule: messenger RNA, 2038 nt
Organism: Asparagus officinalis (garden asparagus)
Lineage: Eukaryota; Viridiplantae; Streptophyta; Magnoliopsida; Asparagales; Asparagaceae
Exons: 2
Coding region: 1173-1727 (184 amino acids)
Source: RefSeq, a predicted model, not a curated record
UAAAUAUUCUCUUCUCUCCUUCCACCAUUGUCCUUCUUCCUUCAUCUCCUCCAACCCUCUCCUCCUCCUCCUCCUCUACAUUCUUAAUCUCUCUUCUUCCAUGCACAAUUGCCCUUUCUUCCUUCUCCUCCUCCUUCCUCUCAUCGUUCCUCUCGGAGUUUUCUCGCUCUUCGCCUUGCUCCCCCUUCCUCCCAAAGCUUCCUCUUUCCUUCCUCCUAAAUCUCUCUCCUCCUCUUUCCUUCUCCUUCCUUCUCCCGAAGCUACCUCCUUCAUCAACCUUCUCCUCAUCUUCCCCCUUUCUAAACUCUCUCCUCUUAAACUUCACCACCUCAACAGUCUCUCCACCAAAAAUCCUACUCAAAAUCUCCCUCAUCGAGUCCGGAGCUAAAACCGACGAUCUCCCCUGACAAACCCUCGAAUGCAGACUCAAAAACUCUUCAUACGCCGGCACAACAAUCUUGACCACUGCCCCUCCAAUCUGAUGUCUCAAAUCGUCGUCCUGAACGCAAUAACAUUUCUGAUGCCUCCUUAAAAUUUCCUCAAACUCUCUCGUAAACACCUCCAUCCGCUCUCUCGGCGACUCCUCCUCUCUCUGGAGCCACUUCACCAGAGGGCCCCAUGCCUGCGCUUGGUAAGAAUAAGCUGCCUCCUCGGCCGCAGCCUUGUAUUUUUUUUUCAUUAUAUCCUCUCCUACCAAUUUGGCCAGCUCUGAGCCUCUGGUUCUCAUAUACAUAUACCAAUAUGUGUUCAUUGCCAAUACAUGAGAUGUUGUUUUAUCUUUGUAUUUGCUCCUUUUUGCCUCUACAUUUCUCUGCAGUGCAUCGAGAGCAUUCGAUAUCGCCUCUCUUAGUAGAUUCUCAUCGGGCUCCGCCUUCGAUAGAUAUCCUGCUUUCCAUGUUUUCUCUAUUCGCAGUGCUUGGCCCAUUACUGAAGCGUAUCCGCAACCAGCGAGACAUUUCAAGUAGUUCACAGCAUAUCUGACAAUUUUUGGUACAGAUCCAUCAGAAGGCGGAGGAGAACCAUCUUCAAGUCCCUCAAUCUGGAGACCAAACUCCCAGAACACUUUAGAUGCAGCAUGAACCAAUAACUUUUGAAGCUCGCGAAAACGAGCACAUAUAUCAACUCCGGACUCACCAUCAAAAACUUGAAAAAACUCGCUGCGAAUUUUAUCCAUGGAAUCAUACAUGUCAAGGAGUUUGAAGAGCUUUUGGGGCUCUUUGGAGCUGCGAGCGACGCCUUCGCCAAAACGGAAGAAGACAGCCAUGAUUUUAUCAGCGAUUUUUGCGAAGCAUGCAGGCCAGAUCGUGCCGUCCAUGAUGCCGGAGAGGACUCGCUUGCAGAGGUGUUUUUCGGCAAGGAAAACGGAGUUUACCGCAAGUUGGAAGUGUUGGAUCCAGAGAGUGAUUGCUGAUUCUAAGACUUCCCAUUCUAUUUUGUCUAUUUCUUCUGAUAUCCAAACAAUCAUUAGAAGCCAGCGUCUCCGAUAUCCGACCAAGUACUUCAACUUCAAGUUCCGAACCCAAUUGCUUCUUCUCUGCUUCACGAUCAACCUCUGCAUCAACAUCCCCCUCUUCACCUCCUUCAGCUGCUUCUCUGAUCCCUUCAUGCUUGAUUUGCUGCAGUAUGGCCUCGUACUCAUCCUGCAACCUGACCAGUGCCUCGUCGAACACACCCUCGUACCUCAUCGCAUCCACUUCCGACUCAUACAGAGCCUUGAUCGCCGCUAACGUUUCCCUCAACCGAUGAAUCCUUAGUUGAUCCGUUGACUUCGUCCGGCUCAAGAACUCGACUGCCUCCUGGAGCCUUAGAACUGCUGGUUCGCACCCAACGGUCACAGCCCCAAUCGCUGUAUUUAGGCGGUUAACGCAGUCUACGUAUUUUAGAAGCCGAGAUAAGUGAGGCCUGUUGUCAAGACUCAAGGAUAUUAUGAGUGAUACAUAAGUGCUGGAGAAAUUAUAGCACACCUGUCUAAAUUAUAAUUGAUACAUCAAGAACUAUCCAUCCUUAUAUUUAACUAUGCCUUGACCAUUACCUUUUA